AUGACUUUCCUGGCUGAUGGCCUCGUUGAAGAGCUGAAGCGCGCCUUCCAGUCCGUCGGCAAUCGAAUGCUGAAGGCCGGCGCCGCCGAAUACGCGGCCUUCUUCAAGAAGCUCGAAGAAACUCGACACGAGCUGUGUCGCAUGGAGCAAGUGGUUCUCGACUCGAUGAGCAAUACAGACGCCUACAAUGUGAACACACCAUCGAUUCCUGCCGAAAUCGCCAGCUCGCUCGACUCGACCCAAAUCGCCACCUCACGCGCCGCCUCGGCCAAGCCCAUCUGGAAAUGGCCGGAAAUCGAGAAGGCCGAGCAACAUGUCGAAGAGCCGCCGCCAGAGUCGCCGAAGCCUGUCAUCAAGUAUUUUGGGUCGCCCCUGAACCACCCUCAUCACGGCCUCACCGAAGACUACUUUGCCGUCGAUGAACUUCCGGCACAUCCCGUGUUCAUGGGUUCCGGCGACAACGGACAAGAGGACGACGAGGAGAACAGCUUCAAGCUCUUACGGCGACCCAUCCAAUUUGCGCCUCAUCUUCGGCCAGCUGGAUGCUCCAGUACGAGUUCUACUGGGCGCGCCGUUUACCAAGUCCAAAUGGUGAACCCCGCGUCGCCACUCGAAUUCUACGUGACUCACGAGAAGGGAAGA
Molecule: messenger RNA, 642 nt
Organism: Mesorhabditis spiculigera
Lineage: Eukaryota; Metazoa; Nematoda; Chromadorea; Rhabditida; Rhabditidae
Source: the annotation of a GenBank genome assembly